AUGAAAUUUAAAUUAUUAACAUUAUUUAUAGUUGUAUUAUUACUAGCAUCAAAUUGUUGUGGUUCUCAUCAUGGAAAAGGAUCAAAGAGAAAAGCAGAACCAGGAGAAUUUGAUUUCUAUUUAUUUGUGACACAAUGGAUUUAUUCAUAUUGUACACAAGGACAAAAAUGUUUACCUUCAAAAAUUCGUUCAGCAUUUACUAUUCAUGGGUUAUGGCCCAAUAAUAACAAUGGAACUUAUCCAUCAUUUUGUAAAGGUGCAUCGUAUUCAUCGAGUGCUAUUCAAGAUAUACUCGUUGAAUUGGAUCAGGAUUGGCCAUCACUCUUUGCACUAAAUAAUAAUGAUUUUUGGGAUCAUGAAUGGACCAAACAUGGCACUUGCUCUGUUGUCGGUCCCAUCACUGACCAAUACGACUACUUUGCUGCUUCCAUCAAGACUCUAUACAAUCAUAAUAUCACUUUGGCUCUUGAAGAGUCCAAUAUCUAUCCAAGCGAUACCCAACCAGUCAACAUUCAAUCGUUUAGCGAUGCCAUUCAACAUUCUUUCAAUGCCAAACCACUCGUCCAAUGCUACAAGGAAAAUAUCUCACAGGUCGCCCUUUGUAUGGACAAGGAUUUGAAUUUAAUUGAUUGCCCUCCUGCAAAGGGUUUCACUUGUCAAUCUUCUUCUGCUUAUUGGCCAAGUACUCUUCAUAAAUAA
Molecule: messenger RNA, 699 nt
Organism: Cavenderia fasciculata
Lineage: Eukaryota; Evosea; Eumycetozoa; Acytosteliales; Cavenderiaceae
Gene: ddiA
Product: ribonuclease T2
Exons: 2
Coding region: 1-699 (232 amino acids)
Biological process (GO): RNA catabolic process
Cellular component (GO): extracellular region
Molecular function (GO): ribonuclease T2 activity; RNA binding
Source: RefSeq, a predicted model, not a curated record